GAAAGCACCCAGAAAUGAUCGUAUUAACGACCGCAAAAAAACCGACAUGAAUGGUAGAAACGGCAAGGUCUUCGAUUAGAGAAGCAAGCCGUCUCUUUCUCUCCCCCAUCAUCGUGACUCACACCCCUUUCCGUAUUUUCUCUCUCCCCACUAUCUCUCCCACAAAAUAACUUUCCUAUUACCUUUCAAGCACUGAGUUGAAUACACACACACACCCAUAAACCAAAACACUAAUCUCUUAUUUAUUUACACACACAUAUAUGCAUAUGAAUGAGCAUAAGCAACAAGGUCAGGCUUUUCUUGGAGGACUUGUUUCGCAUCAUCUUAGCUAUUUCUACUGUUGUUGUUGGUUUCAUGAGCAGCAACAGCAGAGUUUGCAGCGAUGAAAGACCGUAGGAAACGAGAUGUUGUUUCAUGGAACAGGUUCUUUUGGUGCACUCUUUUUCUUGUCUUCUCUUGUGUUCUCUUCUCUGGCUUCACUUUCUCCACUUUUCGCUUCUUCUUCUUUGGAGAAAAGUUUCACCCGGAAAUUGUCUCAACAUGGCGGACGCCGGCGAUGGAGGCACUUUCCGACGAUUCUUCUGCGGUCCCGGCACCAUCAAUUCGUGAAACAGUUAUACUUCCAGACCAGGUUCUAGUUUUCCUAAAAUACCCUCCAUCGUCUCGGUUAUUUACAAAAGAGGACCUCCUAUGCGUUUAUCUCUCGGCUAAUAAAUCAUCAUCCCAGUCGCAGCGCAGGCUGCCCCCAAAUCACAUAGACGGUAAGGAUGUCGAUGACCAGAUCGUACGGUGUCCACUCAUUCCACGUGGCUACACUGUUUCGCUAGCUUUGAAAUCUGGCGGCUAUAUCCAUCCGGGACCCACUCACAAGUGGGACUCGCUUGUCUAUGAAGCCUUGAUAGACCGUGAUAAUACUACAGUUGUUUUUGUCAAGGGUCUUAAUCUACGGCCGGAGAAACUUUCUAACGCUUCAAGGUUUGAGUGUGUGUACGGCUGGGAUUUUAGGAGACCCAAGUUUUUGCUACGAUCCCAAGUCAUAUCAAUGGCUCAAGAGAUCGUACGGUGCAAAACCCCUUUGAGUGUCUUGGGUGCCCCACAAAUGGUCAACAGCUCCAUCAAGGCAUCCAUUAGAGUGAAAGGUAGAGGAACAUUACACUCCAUAGCCCGCCCGGGGCUCCGGUCGAAGCCCCAACCUGGUCCACCGGAACGAAAACCACAUGAAAUGUGCAUAUGCACCAUGCUACGCAAUCAAGCCAGGUUCUUAAGAGAAUGGGUCAUGUACCAUGCCCAAGUUGGAGUACAGAGUUGGUACAUUUACGACAACAACAGUGAUGAUGACAUUGAGGAUGUUAUGGAGUCACUAGUCCAGGCGGGUUUUAACAUUUCUAGGCAUGUUUGGCCAUGGAUCAAGACCCAGGAAGCAGGGUUCGCACACUGCGCGCUAAGGGCUCGAGAGUCGUGCGAGUGGGUUGGCUUCAUAGAUGUAGAUGAGUUUUUUUACUCUCCUCUGGGGUUAAGUUUGCAUGAUGUAAUUAGCAAUCAAUCGGGGUCUGGAAAUAACGUUGCUGAGAUACGUACUUCGUGCUACAGUUUUGGGCCGUCGGGGCUCAAGCAUCUUCCGCCACAAGGAGUGAUGGUAGGGUAUACGUGCCGCCUCGGAGCACCGGAGAGACACAAGAGUAUAGUGAAACCUGAAGCAUUGAAUUCCACACUGAUCAACGUGGUGCACCAUUUUCAUUUAAGCGAGGGUUUUAGGUAUGUAAAUGCUGACAGGGGAGUUUUGGCUAUUAACCACUACAAGUAUCAAGUGUGGGAGGUGUUCAAGGAGAAGUUCUACAGGAGGGUAGCUACUUAUGUGGCUGAUUGGCAGAAUGAGCAAAAUGUUGGGUCGAAGGACCGAGCCCCGGGCUUGGGGACCAGAGCUGUUGAGCCAUCAGAUUGGUCAAGUAGGUUUUGUGAAGUGACAGACACUGGGCUCAGGAACCUGGUAUUGCAGAAGUUUAUGGACCCAUUAACCAACCAUUUGCCAUGGGAGGAGCUAGGAAGAGGUUAUGGGAAUUAUAUGCUUAAGAACAAAGAUGAGAUGAGGAUACAUGGAGUGGGACUGUGGAUCAAAACCAAGAAAGACUCCAAAAUGGUGAGUGAAGAACAAAAGGAGAGUCCUAGAGUGCGGAUGCAAUCAAACCCAGUUGACAAUAGCCAAAAUAUGGAGAAUCUUUUCAGUCCCAGAUUCAAAUCCGUGGCUGCCAUGGCUGGUUGGGACGAAGAAUCUAUCCUUUUCGCAAGCCUUAUUGUUGAAGACGCGCCAGAAAGACAGUUCAAACAUAAGAAACGCUCCGAUUUGCACUUCAAGACUCCACCUUCAACCAAUACAAGAAGGAAGCGGAGGGAUCAGAAGAAGAGUCCGAUUUCAAUUCCUGUACCUAUUCUAAAUCUUGACGAAGAGGAGGAACUUGUAAUGAAAGAAAGUGAGAAAAAGAAGACGGAGCCGAGAAUUGCUGUAGAUGAAGAAAAUAAAUUAGGAGGAGACAAAUUAGCUAAAGACAACCCUGAUGCUUCUUGCUCAAACUCAGCUCUUCCUUGCAUGGAUAAACUUAGAGAAGAGCUUUCUUGUGCUAUUUGUUUGGAGAUCUGCUUUGAACCGAGUACCACUUCUUGUGGACACAGUUUCUGUAAGAAAUGUUUGCGAUCUGCUGCUGAUAAAUGUGGGAAGAAAUGCCCAAAGUGCAGGCAACUGAUAGGCAAUAGCAGAUCCUGUACGGUGAAUACAGUUCUUUGGAACACAAUACAGCUUCUGUUUCCUCAAGAAGUUGAAGCAAAGAAGGCAUCGGGCAAGAAAAACCAGAAAGAGCAUCAAAGCUCAGAAAGAAAAACCAAUAAUGAUUUAAUAAGCCGAAACGUUCGGCCUUUAAGAGUGUCAUACAGAGACACAAGCGUCCAGCCUUCUAGGGUGCCAAACAGGGGAGCGAUUACCAAUAGAGGCAUGUUGCGCCAAGAUGACCCUUCUACUAGAGUGUCAAACAGAGAUGCAAGUACGAGUAGAGAUAUGUGGAACCAAGACGAGGAGGAUACUCCAUUGGUGCAAAGAUUGCGAAGAAGAGAAGCUCUUGAGCGGCUAAUAUUAAGCAGAGAAGCAAGUGGGAGGAGAAGAAGAGGAAUACCAAGCCAAGAUGAGGAUACUGCAUUAGCUCUAAGGCUGCAGAGAGAAGAGUUUAUGGAAGCUUUUGGGGGAACUCAAGAGCAAUCAGGAAUCUCUCUUUCAUCAGCUAGAGCAAACUUGAGAGUCAUGGCAUCUAGAGCCGCCAUUAGCAUUCAUUCUAGAGGCCGGCCUAUAUAGUUCUUGAAUGCAGUUCCUUGACAUUUUGAUGUUUGGUUUGUACCACCAAAUCUUUGAUAUUUUGAAUGUAGUUCCUUGACAUUUUGAUGUACCCCAACUCACUACUGGUGGCAAUUGUUCCACACCUAACUGCUCUCCUCAUCUGUUUGCCAUAAUAAGCCGCCAUUAGCAUUCAUUCUAGAGGCCGGCCUAGUUCUUGAAUGUAGUUCCUUGACAUUUUGAUGUUUGGUUUGUACCACCAAAUCCUUGAUUUUUUGAAUUUAGUUCCUUGACAUUUUGAUGUA
Populus nigra (black poplar) is the source of this 3621-nucleotide messenger RNA. RefSeq names its product glycosyltransferase family 92 protein RCOM_0530710. Gene Ontology annotation, molecular function: metal ion binding. The record is from RefSeq and is a predicted model, not a curated record. Bases 383 to 3337 code for a protein of 984 amino acids. Lineage: Eukaryota; Viridiplantae; Streptophyta; Magnoliopsida; Malpighiales; Salicaceae. The transcript has 9 exons.